CCAUGAUGACGGAAGUGACAGAAAGAAGAUCCACGCAGUUUCUGUUGUUUUGAAAGGUGAAAUUCAGAUUCAUGGUUCGCAGUGCAAAUUACGGAGGUAAAUAGUUUUAAGAGCUUCGGUGAUUCCGAUUCGUUUGUCACCGGUGGCCAUUCCGAUGCAAAGUGCACCACGAUGAUAGAAAACCUGUCCAAGAAGCGCAUGGUGUUUGGAAUUAGUUGUUUGAUUCUAUUGACCAUCGUGGUCCUGAUCAUCGAGUCUAAAUGGAUGAAGGCCGGAACGCGGCGGCAGCAAGAGUUUGUGAUUGAAAACAAUUCCACCUGCUGGGUGCGGGAGUCGUACGAGGUUAUCAAGGAUUGUCAUCCGUGCACGGCGUUCGAAAUCGCCAGCAAGUCGCAGGGCGUUUGUGUCCACACCCAGAACAAGGAAGUACUCAAGUGCCUGAGCGGGGAGAUUGUGACGCGGAGUUGUGACCGGGUGGCCUGGCUGGACGAGAAACGCUUUUGGUCGUUCCAGAUAAGCUUGACGAUUGUGGGUUGUUUGGCCACGGCGAUUUCGUUCCUGCGUCAAAAGUCCCUCAAUCGGAGGGCUAUGCUCAAGAUCCAGAACCAGCUGGGAACCUGUUAG
Molecule: messenger RNA, 624 nt
Organism: Culex pipiens pallens (northern house mosquito)
Lineage: Eukaryota; Metazoa; Arthropoda; Insecta; Diptera; Culicidae
Gene: JTBR
Product: protein JTB
Exons: 2
Coding region: 172-624 (150 amino acids)
Biological process (GO): mitotic cytokinesis
Cellular component (GO): centrosome; membrane; midbody
Source: RefSeq, a predicted model, not a curated record